UGGGAAACAAGUGUAUUUAACUUGGAGGAAAGAACUAUCAUUUUCAAGAAAACAUUUGUGUAGAUUCAUUUUUCAUUUUAGGGUGACACUUAUAAUUUGCAUUAUAGGAAAUGUAUAAUCUAAUCACAGCUCAAAUGGUAGUUGUUCAAUUGGAAGUUCCUGCUAAAUCAAUUGAGCUAUACUUGGAUUUGAGGAGGCUAGUGGAAGGGCAAGUUCAGGGCUGCACUGAACCAACCUCAGAUAAGCUUCUUCCUGAUUGGCAUCCUGCAGGGCAACAUGUUUUCACACUUGUCCUGGAUCUAAAUGAGACAUUACUUUAUACUGAUUGGAAGCAUGACAGAGGCUGGCGAACAUUUAAGGGACCUGGAGUUGAUGCCUUCUUGGAACAUCUUGGAAAGUUCUACAAAAUUGUUGUGUAUUCUGACCAGCUUAAUAUGUACGUUAUUCUGCUUGUGAUAGGUUGGAUCACAAUCAUUAUAUCCGGUAUAGGCUAUCAAGGGGUGUAACCAAGUAUCAGGAUGGCAAGCACUAUAGAGGUUUAUCAAAGCUUAACAGAGAUCCUGCCAAGAUUCUAUAUGUGAGUGGGCAUGCAUUUGAUUCUAGCCUUCAGCCCGAAAACUGUGUCCCAAUUGAACCAUGCAUAUAAGCUCGAGGCAGAUGAUGCUGCACUGUUGGAUCUUAUUCCAUUUCUUGAAUACGUUGCCCGUAAUAGUCCAGCUGACAUAAGAGCAGUCCUACAAUCUUAUGAAAGAAAAGAUGUUGUGAAGGAGUUCCUUGAGCGCUCUAAAGAGUAUCAAGGUGAACCAUUUUUUGAGCGGCAUUUUCAUUCAGAGCAUUGUUCAUGCAGGAGGAUGCAAGAACAGAGUCGGCUGCAAAGUCCUUUCUGGUAUCAUUGAGGGCAGAGCUGCCGUAUGGUUCUGGAAUUUGAGUUCUUUCCGGAGGAUAAAACGGAUGACAAUUGACAUUACUGUAGAAAUCUCCUAGCUUGUUUUGGCCAAACGGUAGCCUUUUGCAAUUAAGAUCACACAAUUUUGAAAAGCCUUCUUGACUUCAUCUCUGAUCAAAACCUGUAAUCCGGGUAAUAAAAUUUAUAUACACCAUAUUCUUUCCUUAUACAUCUGAUCAAUCGGAAAACAAAAAUUUUGGCUACAU
This is a messenger RNA of Rubroshorea leprosula, 1152 nucleotides long. The record is from the annotation of a GenBank genome assembly. Lineage: Eukaryota; Viridiplantae; Streptophyta; Magnoliopsida; Malvales; Dipterocarpaceae.